AUGCCCGCAGUUCGCAGGACCCGUCACGGGACCUCAGGUUCUGGUCAACCAGAGGGUCUCGAGACAAACUCAUCGAUGUAUGGGACUAGAUCAAAGCGCAAGGCAUCGGAUAUGAAUGGCUCUGAUGCUUCAUUGUCUGAGCAAAAACCAUCUACAAACUCAUCACAGAGCGCCACAUCAGAGGCUGACUCCAAUGCGCCGCCCGCCAAGAAAAGCCGGGCAUCUUCAGAUACACCACCACGUCAAACCCCAGAACCAGAAGAAGAAUCUGCCAAUGGAAAUUCCCAGGAAAUCCCAGGAGUAGUUAUUGAUCCCCCAGAUAGUCCUUCUCCUGCUUCUUUGGAAGAUGCCCCACAAAACCACGUUGCUAGCGCGCCACCAGCCAGAGGCGGUUUUGGCCGCGCGCGUGGACGGGGCCGUGGUAGAGGACGAUGGGGAUGGAAUAGAGGAGGCCGGGGAGGAUCUGGACUUGGAGCAAGAGGAACACCAGUUGCAGAAAUCCCACCAUCAAUUAACAAAUCACUUCGUGGCAGAGGUGGUCACCGCGUCAAGAAGUCGGACAAUGCUCGCAUUCAAGCACUAUAUCAUCGACGCGCAGCCCUGAAACACCAAUAUAAACAAGUCGCUCAGAUUCAAAAAGUUGCCUUGCUUGCUCUUGCGGAGAAGUCACUGGAUGCGGCGAAAUCCGAUCCUACUUAUUACAAGACUCUACCAGAGUUUGAAGAGACCACGCGAGCAUUAGCUGAAAUAUACGAAAAACGUGCCGACCAAUUGUUUCAAGAAUUUCAGACGAGGAAGGCAUAUUUGUAUUCGCGAUUAGAAAAAGAUGAAGAGUAUGAACAGAGGAGAUUCGAUAACGCCAUUGAGGAGGUUGAGGAGAUUAAUGAAGCAAAGAUUAAGCAAAAGGUCAUUCAUGUCUAUCGACAAUGGUCUACUCAUGGCUCUCUAAAGUCAACCCCCUUGUAUCGCGACCCUGAGGAUAAGGUGGUAAAACGGAUUGGCCCACCACCAACCAUGGUGCAUUCGAUAGCAACUCCCUACAGCUUCAUGCUGGCAGAGAAUAAUAAUCCAGUGGUCCUUGAACAGCACCCUAGAGACCAUUGGGAAUCUAUGACCCCGGAACAAAAAGUUGAUUGGGAGCGCAGACUUGAUAAAGCCGGUGGGGAUGGUAAGAGGAUCAAAAACAGCAAAGGAAGCGCCCUCUAUCAACCACAGGAUGCUGUCGUCGAUGACGCUUUUGAUACGCCGAACGCGCUUGGAGAUGCUGUAUCUGCAAUGGCAACGCCCGCUGUUGAGGCCUCUGGAGAUGACACCGAAAGUGAAGAGAGUGAAAAUGCUGAAGAGCAGCCAACCGAUCAACACGGUGUGAAAGUUCCGAAGAAGCCGACCCCUCGCAACGGGGAGCCACCACAAAACAGAAUUGUGUGCGACCCACCUGUUGAUUUUGACCAAGACGAAAUUGGUAUUCGGAAACAUUACGUUCGAAAGAACAACAGAAAUGAGCACCAAUAUCUUGGCAUGGAUCCCGAUCCGAACCCCAAGAAGGUCUAUUAUGAUCAAGUUGCAAGGGCAUACAACUCGGCUCGGAACAAGAAGGAGGAUCUUGACCAGGAAAUCACCCGAGCUUUUAAACUCCACCCUACUUAUGGACUUCCUCUUCCAGCAUCAGAGAAUCCUGACCACGACAAAUGUGUUGACCCUCCUUUCAACCCACCUACCGACUGGUCAAAGCCCCUUGAGCCGACUCACCCACUCGUCUUCAUUGAAGAGAUACCCGAGCUUGGAAGACGCCGUGAUGAAGAUAAGAAGAUCUUUUUGACUUCUAGGUCUGAGUGGAUCAUCCGAACCAAUGAGGAAUGGGACGAAUUGUGCCCCAAGUUUAGGAUGACGGCGGCCCUCGAGCAAAUGGAUGCGCUGGAUGGGCCUCCCCGGCCAACUACUCCUGAGAAAGUGAAGGAGUUGCUGAGGAGAAGGGAGAGGGAGAGGGCAAAGGCGGAAGCCAAGCAGCGACGGAAGGAGAAGGCCAAAGAAGUGAUUGAUCCUCAACUUCUCUUGGCUAUCAAUGAAGCAGAGUCGAACCGUACUACAGAGGCCAGACGAGCCAGAAAGCCAUCCCCUGCUGUACCGGCUGCACCACAACGCUCCUACGGUUACGACCCAGUCCGCGAUACUGGAUAUCAGACACCUUACCAACCAACAGCUUCUGUUGCUUCCAGGCCAGAAAAACUUGACGCACUCGCAGAUGCGGCUAUUGCUGGGGAGCUCCGUGGUAGCAUGCCACCCCCACCCGCGUUUCGAAUGCACUGGGGCCCGCCUGCUCCAUACCAUCGAGCGCCUCCAAACCCCACGACCACCUUCCUGCCCUACCCAGGCCCUCCUGCUGCUCCCGUUUCUGGAGGUCAAUAUACUUCACCUCGUGUUGCUCCCGCACAGGGAGUUCCUGGACCAUACCGGGAACUCAGACCAGCUCCCCCACAGAACAGAACAAAUUUACCGGCCCAGCCACCAGCGUCGGCAACACGCCCAUGGUACCCAGGCUACCCAUAG
Messenger RNA from Venustampulla echinocandica, 2547 nucleotides. RefSeq lists its product as uncharacterized. The record is from RefSeq and is a predicted model, not a curated record. Bases 1 to 2547 code for a protein of 848 amino acids. The transcript is spliced from 4 exons. Lineage: Eukaryota; Fungi; Ascomycota; Leotiomycetes; Helotiales; Pleuroascaceae.